GGGAAAGUAGGAAUGUUCAUUUGAGAAGAGUAAAAAACCCUAGAGACUCUCCUUCAACGCUAUUCUCUCCUUUCUCGCGAUCCGAUUUUUCAUUUUCGCCGUUACUUUUCCAAAGGAUGAGGGGAUUGGUGAACAAGCUCGUGUCCAGAUCUCUCUCCGUCGCCGGGAAAUGGCAGAACCAACAGCUUCGCCGUCUCAACAUCCACGAGUAUCAGGGAGCUGAGCUGAUGGGUAAAUAUGGAGUGAAUGUGCCCAAGGGAGUCGCUGUUUCUUCACUCGAUGAUGUUAAAAAGGCCAUCGAACAAGUUUUCCCUAAUGAAACCCAGUUGGUGGUUAAGAGCCAGAUCUUGGCUGGUGGAAGAGGUCUUGGAACUUUCAAGAGUGGUCUUCAGGGUGGUGUUCACAUUGUCAACCGUGAUCAGGUUCAAGAUAUUGCUGGAAAGAUGCUAGGACAAGUACUCGUCACCAAACAAACUGGUUCUCAAGGCAAAGUUGUCAGCAAGGUCUACUUGUGUGAGAAAUUGUCACUUGUCAAUGAGAUGUACUUCUCCAUUAUUCUGGACCGUAAAUCUGCUGGACCGUUGAUAAUUGCCUGUAAAAAGGGUGGCACCAGCAUUGAAGAUCUUGCUGAGAAGUUCCCUGACAUGAUCAUUAAGGUACCCAUUGAUGUAUUUGCAGGAAUUACUGAUGAAGAUGCUGCUAAGGUUGUCGAUGGUCUGGCUCCAAAAGCUGCUGACAGGAAAGAUUCGAUUGAACAAGUGAAGAAGCUAUAUGAACUCUUCCGCAAGACUGACUGCACAAUGUUGGAAAUCAACCCCCUUGCUGAGACAUCCACUAAUCAAUUGGUAGCUGCUGAUGCCAAGUUGAACUUUGAUGAUAACGCUGCUUUCCGUCAGAAAGAGAUUUUUGCCCUGCGUGAUCCUACACAGGAAGAUCCACGAGAGGUGGCUGCUGCAAAAGUAGACCUUAACUAUAUCGGUUUAGAUGGAGAGAUUGGGUGCAUGGUGAAUGGUGCUGGAUUGGCCAUGGCAACCAUGGACAUCAUUAAACUGCACGGUGGGACUCCUGCAAAUUUCCUUGACGUUGGUGGAAACGCUUCUGAACACCAGGUGGUAGAGGCGUUUAAGAUACUGACAUCGGACGAUAAAGUGAAAGCAAUAUUGGUGAACAUAUUCGGUGGGAUAAUGAAGUGUGAUGUGAUUGCUAGUGGCAUUGUAAAUGCUGCAAAAGAGGUGUCACUGAAAGUGCCAGUGGUGGUUCGUCUAGAAGGAACAAAUGUUGAACAAGGAAAGAGAAUCCUCAAGGAAAGUGGAAUGAAACUCAUAACAGCUGAUGAUUUGGAUGAUGCAGCAGAGAAAGCUGUAAAAGCAUUAGCUAAUUAGGCUUUAAGGUGAUUGUUUACCGUCUCUCUUUUUCUACAAAAGCUUUUGUUUCUUGUGGGGUUUUCUUUUCUAUGGUUCCCAACCAUUUUUAAUGGUCGACGCAAUCGCAUAUUGUUGCGGAUAUAAUUUGCUGAAACAGAUCAAAUAAUGAACUGCUCUUUUUUUUACCUGUGUGAUUACAUCAAAAAGAAAAUAAAUUGUUACUCAUCUUUUAAGGUCACAAGGGGACACUCAUGAUAGAGAUCGCCGAAUCAAGCUCCGUGAUCAACCAUUUAGGGAUUCUGCCUUGAUAUUUUCCCAUAACAAAUCACCAAGACUUCUCAGUUCCAAAUGCAACUUCAGCUUUAUGAGGUUUUGAAUAGUAAAAUAACUUUAGUAUUUAAAAACGUCAUAUUUGAGAUUCCAUCUUUUUGCAUUAUUGGCAAAUGAAUUUAUGAGGAAUUAUAAAAUCUUAAGAUUCUGUUAUUAUUGGGUUUCUAAAAUCUUAGUAAAUUCUCUUGUUAUUGGUUCAAUGACUUUU
This is a messenger RNA of Eruca vesicaria subsp. sativa (arugula), 1902 nucleotides long. NCBI's taxonomy places the organism in Eukaryota, Viridiplantae, Streptophyta, Magnoliopsida, Brassicales, Brassicaceae. The record is from the annotation of a GenBank genome assembly.